Molecule: messenger RNA, 1035 nt
Organism: Cotesia glomerata
Lineage: Eukaryota; Metazoa; Arthropoda; Insecta; Hymenoptera; Braconidae
Gene: vir-1
Product: icarapin-like
Exons: 4
Coding region: 197-880 (227 amino acids)
Source: RefSeq, a predicted model, not a curated record
CUCCAGUGAAAUGUUGUCUACAGAACGUAACUGUGUUUCACACAAGCCUUAAGUGAGUGACCUUGAUCGAUAAUUUUUUUUGAGUUCUCAAGAACUCUUCGCAGACGGAGUUAUUGUUUUUUUUUUUAUUUGCACUAAGUAACAAUUGUUUAAUUGAGAAUAAGUUUUGGAGGUUUGUUUUGCUUUUUUUGGAAAAAUGAAAAGCACCAUUGUUAUUUUUGGGCUUUUGCUGGCGAGUGCGCACUGUUUUCCAGGAGUGUCACGUGAUCCGGAAGAUUCGAGCGAGUCAAACAAGCAAAAGUCGCAAAUUGAAUUGAUACUUCCAGAAGAAGAUCGUAAAAAUUUCGGAGAACUUCCUAAUUUUGAUGAUGACGGUGGAUUCAGGUUUACACCAAUCAAAUUCAAUUUCCGUCCGAUUCAAACUGAUGAUUCAUUUAUUCCAUUUUUCUCUGGCUUCCAAGAUAUGGUGAAGCAAAUGAGAGAAGAAAUGAAUAAAAUGUUCGCUGGAUUUCCAAGCCUUGAUGAUUUAAAACCAUUAGGAGGAAUCCCAAAGGACGCGAUCAACAAAACCAGCUCGAAAUCCGAAACUAAAGUGAUUAACGGACACAAAGUAACGAUUAACGAAACUACUUUCUCGGACGGCACAAACAACUCGAACACCUUCGUCAGAUUCAAAGUAAUCCACGUAAGGCCCGAAAAUGAAACUUCUGUGGAAACAGGUAGCGACACCAGUCCAGAAAGUGUCGAAGUUGUUGAGACUGAAGUUGAUGAGGAACCGAACCCAACCUCCAAAGAUGAAACAACGAACAGAAGCGUCGAAGCCGUCGAGGAUUGGAAAAACGACAUUCCCGAUUCGCCGGUAGACGACCUCAAGGCUUAACUUUCUUCAUUAUUUACUGUAUAUUUUUUUAUCCAUAUUUUAUAUUCCCAUGUAAUAGUAUUAAUAAGUUACAAUUUUAUCAGUAAGAUGAUUAUUAUUAUUAAUCAUUAAUUGUUAUGUUGAAGAUUUAAUAAUAAAUACAUGUAUUUAUUUUU